AUGCCCAUCUCCAAGUGUCUGAAGAAGUCAGAGCCUCCAUGGAAGGAGUGGGACCAGAAAGCUCAGAAGAAUGGGCUGAGGCACCAGGUGUUCGCUGUCAAUGGUGACCACUACGUGGGCGAGUGGAAGGACAACAUGAAGCAUGGGAAAGGAACACAGUUCUGGAAGAAGAGAGGAGCCAUCUAUGAGGGGGAGUGGAGGUACGGGAAGCAAGAUGGCUACGGCACCCUCAGCCUUCCCGACCCGGGCACGGGGAAGUACAGGAGAGUCUACUCGGGCUGGUGGCGGAACAACAAAAAAUCGGGCUAUGGAAUCCAGUUUUACGGACCCCAGGAGUAUUAUGAGGGCGAGUGGUGCAACAACCAGCGCAACGGGUGGGGCCGCAUGUACUACAGCAACGGCGAGAUCUACGAGGGCCAGUGGUGGAACGACAAACACCACGGAGAGGGCAUGCUGCGCCUGCGGAACGGGAACCGCUACGAGGGCUACUGGCAGAGAGGCCUGAAGAACGGCCACGGGCGCUUCUUCCACCUGGACCACGGUCAGCUGUUCAAAGGCUUCUGGGUGGAUGAUGUGGCCAAGUGCGGCACCAUGAUCGACUUUGGCCGUGAUGAGGCGCCACAGCCCACCCAGUUCCCUAUUCCUGAGCUCAAAGUUCUGGACCCCGACGGUGUGCUGGAGGAAGCCUUGGCCAUGUUCAAGAAGACGGAGGGAGAAGAGGGAGAGUGA
This is a messenger RNA of Ochotona curzoniae (black-lipped pika), 729 nucleotides long. RefSeq names its product MORN repeat containing 3 (gene MORN3). Lineage: Eukaryota; Metazoa; Chordata; Mammalia; Lagomorpha; Ochotonidae. The record is from RefSeq and is a predicted model, not a curated record. The coding region runs from base 1 to 729 and encodes 242 amino acids. The transcript is spliced from 5 exons.